Girardinichthys multiradiatus is the source of this 3841-nucleotide messenger RNA. RefSeq names its product natriuretic peptide receptor 2 (gene npr2). Gene Ontology annotation, biological process: receptor guanylyl cyclase signaling pathway; intracellular signal transduction; cGMP biosynthetic process. Gene Ontology annotation, cellular component: membrane. NCBI's taxonomy places the organism in Eukaryota, Metazoa, Chordata, Actinopteri, Cyprinodontiformes, Goodeidae. The transcript is spliced from 22 exons. The record is from RefSeq and is a predicted model, not a curated record. Bases 219 to 3368 code for a protein of 1049 amino acids. Gene Ontology annotation, molecular function: peptide hormone binding; ATP binding; protein kinase activity.
GGCUAUCACUGUGAGAACCGCGCUGCGCUUGGAAACUACUUCAAGUUCAAUAAAGGUGGAUUUACGCACCAGGGACGCAUGGCACAACCGGGCUCUCACCACAGGAUGAUGAGUGUUUUGAGUCGGUGCCAGUUCUGAAGCGGAGCGUGGGCUGAGUUUGGGGUAUUUAUGGUGCGGUGUGACUGAGUGGAAGCUGUGCGCUCUCUCCGGGCACAGAGAUGGGGCGCAGAGGCGCGCUGGGAUGCUGCCUGCUCGCCGCGCUGUGCUGCUGCUGCCUCCUCCGCGGCUGCUGGAGUAACAUCACCGUUGCGGUGAUGCUGCCGGACAACCACCACAAGUACCCGUGGGCUCUGCCGCGCGUCUUGCCGGCCAUCCUCAUGGCGCACGAAGACCUGCACGGCAAACACAAGCUGCUGCUCGGCCGCAACAUCAAGAUCCUGAACUACAGCACGGAGGACCCCGCCGCGGGCUCCUGCGCCGAGAGCCGAGCUCAGGUGGUGGCCGUGGACGCCAAACUCUACAUGCGCCCGGACGUCUUCUUCGGACCAGGCUGCGUGUACCCGCUGGCCUCCGUGGCGCGCUUCGCUUCCCACUGGAAGCUGCCGCUGAUCACCGCCGGGGGCCCCGCGUACGGCUUCGACGAGCGGGGGGAGUACCGGACCAUCGUGCGCAGCGGGCCCACCACCACCAAGAUGGGGGACUUCACCAACGCGCUGCACACGCACUUCAACUGGACGUCCCGCGCCGUGGUGAUCUUCUACGACCUGCGGAAGGACGACCGGCCGCACUACUUCCUGACCGAGGGGAUCUUCCUGAACCUCAAGCAGGAGAUGAACGUCACGGUGGAGGCACGGCCGUACGUAGGCGAGCAGGACUACAAGGAUCUGAUUACCUUCAUGAAGGAAAGCGGCAGAAUUAUAUACAUCUGUGGGCCUUUGGAGUCAUUCCUGAGCAUCAUGAAGCUGUUCCAGAGUGAGAUCCAAGACCCGGAAAACUACGCCAUCUUCUAUCUGGACGUGUUUGCAGAGAGCUUGACUGAUCGCAAACCAUGGCAGAAGACCAACUUCAGCUGGGCCAAUCCAAUCGAGGUCUUUAAGUCUGUGUUCGUCAUUACGUACCAUCCCCCGGAUAAUCCAGAAUACCUGGACUUCCAGAAGAAACUCCAUGCCAGAGCUCAGAGGGAUUUUGGUGUUCAUUUGGAACCAUCAUUAAUGGACUACAUUGCUGGCAGUUUUUAUGACGGUUUUGUGCUGUAUGCAAUGGCCUUGGAGGAGACUUUGGCAGAUGGGGGUCUGCAAAAUGAUGGCAUAAACAUCACGAUGAGGACACAGAACCGUCGAUUCUGGGGAGUUACAGGACUCGUUUCCACAGAUGACAAAAAUGCGAGAGAUAUAGAUAUGGACCUGUGGGCGAUGACCAACCAGGAGACAGGAGAGUUUGGGGUCGUGACUUACUUCAACGGAAGCACCAAAGAAAUCAUUUGGUCCCAGACAGAGAAGAUCCACUGGCCCAGUGGUGGACCACCUCUGGACAACCCUCCCUGUGUGUUUUCCACAGAUGACCCCUCCUGCAAUGAUGGUCAGCUCCCAGUUCUGGGCAUUGUUGCUGUGGGUUCUGGAUUAGCGCUCAUCAUUUUCGGAAUCUCCAGUUUUCUUAUUUACAGGAAACUGAAGCUGGAGAAGGAGCUGGCUGGAAUGCUGUGGAGGAUUCGGUGGGAGGACCUUCAGUUUGAGAGCCCCAAUAAAUACAACAAACGAGCCGGCAGCAGGUUAACCCUCUCACAGAGAGGCUCCAGCUAUGGCUCCUUGAUAACUGCCCAUGGAAAAUAUCAGCUAUUUGCAAAAACUGGCUAUUUUAAGGGAAACCUGGUGGCCAUUAAACAUGUCAACAAAAAAAGGAUAGAGCUCACGAGACAAGUAUUAAUGGAACUUAAACAUAUGAGAGACGUUCAGUUCAACCAUCUGACCAGGUUCAUCGGGGCCUGCAUCGACCCUCCCAACAUCUGCAUCGUAACAGAAUACUGCCCUAGAGGAAGCCUGCAGGACAUUUUGGAGAAUGAGAGCAUAAACCUGGACUGGAUGUUCCGCUACUCCCUGAUCAAUGACAUAGUAAAGGGAAUGAACUAUCUCCACAACAGCUACUUUGGCUGCCAUGGAAAUCUGAAGUCAUCUAAUUGUGUGGUGGACAGCCGAUUUGUUUUGAAAAUUACAGAUUAUGGUUUGGCCAGCUUCCGCUCAUCCUGCGAAAACGAUGACUCGCAUUCCCUCUAUGCAAAGAAGCUUUGGACAGCUCCUGAGCUGCUUAUAUAUGACCGCCACCCCCCUCAGGGUACCCAGAAGGGUGAUGUGUACAGUUUUGGCAUCAUACUGCAGGAAAUAGCUCUGAGGAAUGGACCUUUCUAUGUGGAAGGCAUGGAUCUCAGCCCUAAAGAAAUCAUACAGAAGGUGAGGAAUGGCCAGAAGCCAUACUUUCGACCAACGACAGACAACACAUGCCACCCGGAGGAGCUGACCAUCCUGAUGGAGGGCUGUUGGGCCGAAGACCCGGCAGAGAGGCCAGAUUUUGGCCACAUCAAGAUCUACAUGGCAAAACUCAACAAGGAGGGCAGCACCAGUAUCCUUAACAACCUGCUAUCCAGGAUGGAGCAAUAUGCCAACAACCUGGAGAACCUGGUGGAGGAGCGGACGCAGGCCUACCUGGAGGAGAAACGGAAAGCUGAAAACCUCCUCUAUCAAAUCUUACCACACUCAGUCGCGGAGCAGCUAAAACGAGGCGAAACGGUGCAGGCGGAGGCCUUUGACAGCGUCACGAUUUACUUCAGCGACAUUGUUGGAUUCACGUCUCUGUCUGCAGAGAGCACGCCACUGCAGGUUGUCACAUUGCUCAACGAUCUGUACACAUGCUUUGAUGCCAUAAUUGAUAACUUCGAUGUCUACAAGGUGGAGACCAUCGGUGACGCCUACAUGGUGGUGUCCGGGCUGCCGGUGCGGAACGGCAAACUCCACGCCCGAGAGGUCGCCAGCAUGUCACUGGCAUUGUUAGAGCAGGUCAAAACCUUCAAGAUCCGACACAGACCGAAUGACCAGCUCAGACUUAGGAUAGGUAUACACACAGGUCCAGUAUGUGCCGGUGUGGUGGGGCUGAAGAUGCCCAGAUACUGUUUGUUUGGAGAUACUGUCAACACGGCGUCCCGAAUGGAGUCCAACGGAGAGGCCUUAAAGAUCCACGUAUCCUCAGCCACCAAAGAAGUGCUUGAUGAGUUUGGUUACUUUGACCUUCAGCUACGAGGAGACGUAGAAAUGAAGGGCAAAGGCAAAAUGAGAACAUAUUGGCUUCUUGGGGAGAAGACUGAUGUGUAUGUUAUCUGAGAGGCCUGCUGAUGCUGUGGCAGCAGCAAAGAUGACAGCAAGAGCUGCUACUUUAUUUGUUCUAGAAUAAGUCCUUAACUGUGAUUUCCCUGCAAGGAGAGGUGAAAACAGCCUAACGACAGAACCAGAGGAAAUCCCAGGUAUAUUUAUUACCUGCAUAAAUAAACAAGAAGAAAUAAAGAAGAAAUGUUGUUUUUGUAUGAAGAACUUCUGUACUGAGAGGGGGUGCUUUUCACAAAUGAAUCCUUAUUUUUUGUGCUUUCUAUAUUCAGAUUUGUAAUAACGUGUUUGGGAGUCAAUGAUGUUUUAGUAUUUUCGAAAUGUCCAUGAAGUUUUAAAGGCACAGAAUAGCAAUCAUUGUUACUGCAGGGUGUUCAUCGACCAUUUAAAUCAGCUGAUGUAUAUAUGUAUAUCCAAGACACUGUAAAAUAUUUUGUUCAAUAAACUGAGUGAAGCACUCUUUUUUUCAUUUA